This is a messenger RNA of Talaromyces proteolyticus, 1023 nucleotides long. Its product is annotated as iron-sulfur protein IND1. Lineage: Eukaryota; Fungi; Ascomycota; Eurotiomycetes; Eurotiales; Trichocomaceae. Gene Ontology annotation, molecular function: ATP-dependent FeS chaperone activity; 4 iron, 4 sulfur cluster binding; ATP binding. The transcript is spliced from 3 exons. The record is from RefSeq and is a predicted model, not a curated record. Bases 1 to 1023 code for a protein of 340 amino acids. Gene Ontology annotation, cellular component: mitochondrion. Gene Ontology annotation, biological process: iron-sulfur cluster assembly; mitochondrial respiratory chain complex I assembly.
AUGCGCCAGAGAAGCUUCUUCUCGACCUUGCGGGCUCUCCAGCAUGACAACCCACUAGGACUCCCAAAAUCAGGCACACCACCAACCCUACGAAGUCGUCGCGGUCUUCCCGAGAAGCGCAAAAUACGCGAUGUCGCAAAAGUAAUAGCUGUCUCUUCUGCCAAAGGCGGGGUUGGAAAAUCCACAAUUGCGGAACAAGCCUGUGUGAAAGAGAAGAACCUGAUUGUGUGUCUGGAUUAUGUAGUCAACCUAGCUCUAGCCCUUGCCCGUAGAGGGAUCCGUACCGGCAUCCUCGAUACAGACAUCUUCGGGCCCUCAAUACCCACGCUAUUGAACCUGCAUGGUGAACCACGCUUGGACUCGACGAACUGUCUGAUUCCUCUCACAAAUUACGGCCUGAAAUCCAUGUCGAUGGGCUACCUCCUUCCGCACGCAUCAUCCAACAACCCUUCAACCGAUACCUCUACUACUCCUCCAAUGGACACAACGCCAAUAAGCUGGCGUGGACUCAUGGUGACCAAAGCAAUGCAUCAGCUUUUGCACUCCGUCUCCUGGGGCCCUCUCGACGUACUCAUUCUCGACCUUCCGCCCGGAACCGGCGAUGUGCAGUUGACGAUUGGACAAGAAAUCAUCCUCGACGGCGCCGUCAUUGUCUCAACACCGCAGGAUAUCGCCCUUCGCGACGCAGUUCGUGGAUUCGGGAUGUUUCAAAGAAUGGACGUUCCAGUGCUUGGCAUGAUACGGAAUAUGGCCUUUUUCGAAUGUCCGCAUUGCGGCAAGGAGACCAAGAUAUUUUCUCACUCGCACGAAGACAGUCCUGAACAAGGUGUUGUGGCGCAGUGUAAUAGGCUUGGUAUAGAGUUUCUAGGUGACAUCCCUCUUGAUGCAAGGGUUUGCGAGGAUGCAGACCGAGGAAUGCCCACGGUAGUCGCCGAGGAAGGAAAUGACAACAGUGCACGGAGGCGAGCCUUUAUGAGUGUUGCGGAGAAAGUUGCAAGGAAGGUAGGGUUAGACUGGAAAUAG